GUAUGGCAAGGCAAACUUAAACCAGUAUGCAGAUUUGGACGGAGUACAAUAAUGCUCAACAGCUCAAGACUGCUUUUGACGUACGAAUAACUCAUAACGCCCUCUCCGUCCCCGACCAGAAUCGUCACUUCCUCCGGCUCCGGCGAUCUCCUCCACCGCCGUUGUCAGCGGUCCGGCCGAGAUGGGGAGCACUUCCUCUAUGCUCACCCAAUACGAUAUCGAGGAGGUCCAGGACCAUUGUAACCACGCAUUCUCGCAGCAGGAGAUCGUGUCGCUGUACCACCGCUUCUGCCAGCUCGACCGCAACGGAGGUGGCUUCGUCUCCGCUGACGAGUUCAUGUCGGUACCUGAGUUCGCCGUAAAUCCCCUCUCCCAGAGGCUCCUGAGGAUGCUGGAUGGUCUCAACUUCAAGGAGUUUGUAGCAUUUUUGUCGGCUUUUAGCCCCCGCACAAGCCUACAGGAAAAGAUUGAAUUUAUUUUCAGGGUUUAUGAUACUGACUGCAACGGGAAGGUUGCUUUUGAUGACAUCUUAAGCAUCUUGCGAGAUCUGACAGGUUCAUUUAUGACAGAGCAACAGAGACAGAAAGUCUUGACUCAUGUGUUAGAAGAAGCUGGGUACACAAAAAAUUCACAUUUCACACUCCCAGACUUUAUGAAGGCAAGGUUCAACUCUUCUGAUCCAUUUGCUGCUGCUUGCAUACUAUCGAAUCAAUGAACGAAAUGUUUUUGUUAUGGCAUCUGCUUUCUGCAAAUACCUUUAUAACCGAAUUUAGGCAUUAAAAUCUGCCACCUGCUAUUGUCCAUUCGCUUAUCUUUCAGUAAGUCAAACAAUGAACACUGUGAGUGUGUAGCGUUUACAAGUCGUCCGAUUAAUUGUGAUAAGCCACGAUUAAUCGGCCUAGUCGGUCUAUGGUAGUCGGUCUAUGGAGGUUGAUCAGGGUCACCAAGGCGACUAGCUUGACUAGAAACCUAGUCAUCCGACUAGUCGUCGCCUAAUCGCGAUUAGUCGGAGGGGGAUGACCAGGCUGGAUCUAUGAUUGCCUGUCCUAUUCAUGGACCUGCUGAACUAGGCUUAGUGGUGGGCUAUUGGGCUGCCAAUUUGGCAUGUUAGUUUAGUAUAAAGGUGCACAGACCACCAAAAACACAGAGAAAGGAGGCAGCACAGAUUUCCUUCUCCCACACCACUACAAUUCCUCGCACAUGCGUUGUCAUUUAUCUCCUGUGCGCCUUUCCUCCUCCCCUGAUUGCUAUUCUUUGUCUCCUGCACACUAUUCUUUGUUCAAUGUCGUUCAUGCGGUGAAGCCGCCACCCUUCUUCGUGAUGACUCUGCAUAUUGUGUGUCCUUUCCCUACUCCCCUAUGCCUCACUCCACAGCACUAGCCCUGCCCCCUUGCUUGCUUGCUGUGCUACUGCCCCUCAGUUAGUCUGAAUGCUGGGUGUGCUACCCCUCUGCUACUCUGCCCGCGAUCCGUGGACUCCCCUGCACGCGAGUGGGUCGUCUCUCCUGCUCAGCCACCGUCGCUGUGCUUCGCCGUGCAGUCACCUGCACGCGACCGCUCGGUUCCCGACAUCAUUAGGCAACUCCUCCCGCCCGGCCGCCGCGUCUCCUAUCUCCGUCGUGGCCACUGUCCAGGACCGGUGUUGCGGCCGCCGUCUAGGUCUCUUGCCUGGCCGCUGUUUCGUCGCGGCCUCCGUCCAUCGGCCAGGACCAGCAUCGUGGCCACUGUCCUGGGUGAGGUCUCUCGCCCGGCCGCUGCUUCGUCGCGACCUUAUUUCGCCUACGACUUCCACUUCUGCUGGGCCACCGUCUAGGCCUGGUUUCGUUGUGAGUCUCUUACCGUGUGGCCCCUGCAGAUGAGUGGGCGUCUCACGAGGUGAAAGGAAAAAAAGAAAACAAAAAAGGGAAAAAAGAAAAGAAAAAAGAAUAGGACAGUUUGCUGUUACUUGUGCCCCUACCCUUAUUACGCUCUCGUCGCCUGCCACAUCGACUGUCAAGAUGCUGCCUUACUCGACUUCUUCGUCUGGUGGUCUUGCGAUGUCCGAUGCUUUUCAAUGUCACCAACUAUCGAGAUUGGGUUCCCAGCAUGCGUCUACACAUGUGUGGUAUGUGUCUUUGGGAGUUUCUCACGUGUCAUCUAAAGUACUAUCACGUGUAUGUGGGUUUAUAAGGUUAAGAUGGUUCUCUUGAGCGCUAUAAGGCUCGAUUGGUUGCUCGUGGUUUUUAGCAGGAACAUGGCCGUGAUUUUGUUGAGACUUUUGCUCCAGUUGUUCACAUGAUGACUAUUCACACUCCUCUUGUUGUGGCCUCUGUUCGUGAGUGGUCCAUCUCUCAGCUUGAUGUCAACACUGCAUUUCUUAAUGGUGAACUGCGUGAAGAGGUCUACAUGCAGCCACCGCUUGGGUAUUCUCUUCCUGAGGGUAUCAAGAAACAAAAACUCCACGAGCUUGCUUUCAGCGCUUUGCGUCUAUUCUCUUCCUGAGGGUUUAGGUCUACAUGCAUUUGUCAUCUUCGCCGGCUCGCCGUUCUCUUUAUGGUCUCAAGCAAGCUCCACUAGCUUGGUUUCAGCGCUUUGCGUCUAUGGUCACGUCGGCUGGGUUUUCUGCCAACGCUCAUGAUCAUGCGCUUUUUGUGCAUACUUCAUCUCGUGUACGGACUCUUCUUUAUGUUGAUGAUAUGAUCAUCCCAUGAGAUGAUCUUUGUUAGACUGUGUGUGUGGGCCGACACCAUUGUUGGGCUGCCGGCCCAUUAGGGUUAGGAUUCUGUGUAUAUAUAUGUAACCACCAUCUCUAUGCAAUACAAUCAAGCAGUCACUCUCUUACAUGGUAUUAGACUAGGUUAAGGUUAGGGUUUGUAACCCACCACAUAGCCACCACCUGCUUGAGAGGCCAGGAGCCACCACCUACUUUGCGUCGCCACCCCAGAAGGCUCAUCCCUCCCUCCCGGGGCGGCACCCAUCCCAUCCGUCGACUGGCUCCCUCUCCCUUAUCUCCUACCACCGCCCUGUUCCAAGCACCGACUCUACGCCGAGCCCCUUCUCAAGCCGUCUAGGCCACUGUCGACCCUGCCAUGGAGCUGACCCCUGCCUGGCUGGAACCACCCUGUCGCCCUCCUCCCGUUCAUCGCCUUCGUUGGAUCCGUCGACUAUCGCUGUUGUGGCCUUCCCGGUCGGAUUCACUGUUGCUGCAACCUUCCCGGCUAGAUCUGUCGUCCCUUUGGCUAGAUCAUCGUCUUCCCGGCAGGAUCCGUCGCUGUCAUGGCCAUCCCAACCGGAUCCGUUGUUACCCCUUCUAUUCUGCCAUGAGCGCGACCACUAUGACUGACGCAGACACGUACACUGCCGUCGGCCUCCCUGGCGGGGUUCCUCGACGUCCGGGCGAUCGAAGAAGCAAGAAGGUCGGCUUGCUGGUGCUCUUUUGUUGUGUCGCCCUGCUAACCGUUGACGCUCGAACGUUGACCCCUCCCGAAGCAUAGGCUACUGCUGCGUGUCUCUCGACCACGACCACCUCGACUUCGGCUACCUCGACAUCCAUGGGCUAUCAUCUUCUCGGAGUCCACACCGGUCUGUACCCCAGCCACAACAUUCGCAUUCUCACGAUGUUGUGACUGCGGGGGGAUAUCAACCCGUCGGCUCCUACCUUCGGCUUCUACUCUAGUCUCAUUGUGUGUGGUGCCCCCGUUGCGACUGCGAGGAGAUGUUAGACUGUGUGUGGGCCGGCACCACUGUUGGAAUGUCGACCCAUUAGGAUCACAGUUCUGUGUCUAUAUAUGUAACCACUACCUCUAUGCAAUACAAUCAAGCAUUCACUCUCUUACAAUCUUGAGUAUAUUGCCUUCGACAAGGCACGUCUUAGUGAGCAGUUUCUCAUGUCUGAUCUUGGUCCUCUUCAUUAUUUUCUUGGCAUAGAGUUUUCCUCUUCAUCUGAGGGUUUUAUUUGUCUCAAGAGAAGUACAUUCUGGAUCUUCUUGAUUGGGCCUCUCUUACUGAUCAGCGGACAAUUGAUACUCUUAUGGAACUCAAUGUUCAUCUUCGUGCCAUGGAUGGUGAACCUCUUGAGGAUCCUACUCGUUAUCGGUAUCGCCACAUUGUUGGGAGUCUUGUUUACCUUGGUGUUAUUUGUCCUGAUAUAUCAUACUUUGUUCAUAUUCUCCAUCAGUUUGUUUCCGCCCCCACUCAG
Messenger RNA from Zea mays, 4176 nucleotides. Its product is annotated as calcineurin subunit B. Bases 182 to 715 code for a protein of 177 amino acids. NCBI's taxonomy places the organism in Eukaryota, Viridiplantae, Streptophyta, Magnoliopsida, Poales, Poaceae. Gene Ontology annotation, molecular function: calcium ion binding. The record is from RefSeq and is a predicted model, not a curated record. The transcript has 6 exons.